Rana temporaria (common frog) is the source of this 816-nucleotide messenger RNA. RefSeq lists its product as uncharacterized. The transcript has 3 exons. Bases 77 to 712 code for a protein of 211 amino acids. The record is from RefSeq and is a predicted model, not a curated record. Lineage: Eukaryota; Metazoa; Chordata; Amphibia; Anura; Ranidae.
UGUUACAAUGUAUAAAGUUUUAGCUGAAGGGUUUUUCCCCCAACAAAAGACUUUCUGUUGUAGCAUUUAAAUGUAAAUGCCCCUCUUAUCACCUGCCCAGCUUCCAUGGAGGGGGGGGGGGGUAGGUUUCACUAUAUAUUCCCUCCCCAGGCACAUUCCCUCAGUCCUCUGUCUGUCCUCCUCCCCUCUGGUUCAUCUGCUGGAUUUCCUGCGACCCCCUCUGUCUUCAUCAGCUUGCACCAUGGUUUCCAAUGAAGGAUGUUCUGAGGGGACCCCAGGCCCCAACUACGAUGCCAGAUCUACCGUAUGCCUGCUGGACGCGGACGCCACUGAUGAUCUGCACAACGCGCCGCUGGAUGCGGACCGACUACUGGCUCUGCAGGGUUCAGAACUCAACUGCGUUGUUGAGAACAUUCCGGAAAAAGAAAUUCACACCAAUGUGCAGAAUGACCCCGGCCAUCGGUGCAGCGGCCGUCAGUGCAGCGGCCAUCAGUGCAUCAGCCCGCAACUUCCCUACAGGAUCUUCGCCUUGGGACUUAUCUGCCUUCUCAUGGCGGUCGGAUUACCCCCAUUAAUGUACAUGCUGUACCAAGACGUACAUUACAAGAAUUUGCUGCAGACGUUAAUAGAAAGAUUGGACGCUCAGAGCCAGAUCCUCACACAAAUGGCGGCCAAUCGGAACAUUGCUGGAUAUAACCCCGGAGGGCCGUGAGCCGGGGGCGGGGUGUCGGAGUUCCUCUUUCGUCUUUCCAACUCGGAUCCCAAAAGAAAAACAUUUUUACAAACAGCCGGCCACACAUCUUCCAACCUGAUUGG